AUGUCAUUCUCCCACCCAGCUACCGAACCGAAGGAUCCCCAGAACUCCAAUGGCGGCCAUCAACCACAACAGGCUCAACCAAAGCCAUCCAGCGAGUUUUCCUUGAGGAUCAACAGAGCAAGGGCUAACGGGAUCUUCGAGAGGAUCUUGCGUUGUUCGGCAGGAGGACGCAUGGACGUUCCAACUGCUGGCACUCUUUCCCUCCGCCAAUCUGGCUAUGAGCGGCUCCUGCAACUCCUUUCGAAGGACACGGCACUCGAGGAAACCGCUUUUCAGGACCUCAAGAUGUCCUAUAACCGGUUGCGGCGCCAACUAUCGUACGAGGUGCCUACCAACAUCCGUCAGGACAUGACCAUCGCCUUGAACCAGGCGAUCACCAACCAGCUGAACGACAUCAUGGCCAAGUCCGACGCGGCCAAGAACCUCCUCGAUCUUGUUUCAGUCGACCGCUGGCCCCGUUCGAGCGUCGAGAUUCCAGGCAAAAAGGCCAGCAUGCAGAGGUACCCCGACGGCAUCUGGGCCAUCGAGCCGGCCACUGAGUCCCCCUCCUCCGAUCGUAUGGCCUGCUUCAUCUUCGAGAUGUGCUUCAUGCCGGGAUCCGCUGCCGCAGAGGGCAAGGUUCUGGAGGUCAUGCUGAAGAGGCAUGGAUGUCCCGGAAUGGCGCUGAUCAUCAACAUGCGCCACACCAACCCCGAGAUGCGGCUCAACCCUCCGGCGGACAUGAACAGCAAAGCUUCGUAUGCACUCUACGAGUGGAUUGCGGUUGAGGACGAGGACGGAUCGGUUGAGGGCCGCGUCGUUCGCGUCGGCAUGCCGCGGGCGUUCCGCAACAGCAGCGGUGGUCUUGUCCCUGGGAAGCUGUCGUUCACCGUCGCAGACUUCCUUGGUAGAGCUGUUGAAGAUCACAUUCCGAGUAUGGAUGAUGAGGCGUUCUGGAGUGUGCUUGAGGAGACUAUUGAGAUUGACCAUUCGGACAUGCUCAAAUGGCUGGAGCAGGCUGAGAGCUGGGAGCUCAAGCUCGCGCAGGACCCCGCCAUGGGCGGGACUAUCAAGAAGAAGGAUAGGAAGCCAGUGGAGAUUCCUUCUGAAAACACCAAUGAGAGCCCCUUUGAUAGCGGCGACCUCUUGAGGAGGAUUCGAGAGAUCCGUUCAAAUCUUGGGUUGGAGCCUUGGAAGGGACCGGACGCUGUCCUUGAGGAGGAGAGCGAGGAGGCUGAUGCGGAUAGUGUCUCGACAUGA
Molecule: messenger RNA, 1239 nt
Organism: Diplodia corticola
Lineage: Eukaryota; Fungi; Ascomycota; Dothideomycetes; Botryosphaeriales; Botryosphaeriaceae
Exons: 1
Coding region: 1-1239 (412 amino acids)
Source: RefSeq, a predicted model, not a curated record